This is a messenger RNA of Opisthorchis viverrini, 2541 nucleotides long. RefSeq lists its product as hypothetical. Gene Ontology annotation, biological process: regulation of synapse structure or activity; transmembrane transport; monoatomic anion transport. The coding region runs from base 130 to 2193 and encodes 687 amino acids. NCBI's taxonomy places the organism in Eukaryota, Metazoa, Platyhelminthes, Trematoda, Opisthorchiida, Opisthorchiidae. Gene Ontology annotation, cellular component: synaptic vesicle membrane; excitatory synapse. The transcript has 12 exons. Gene Ontology annotation, molecular function: neurotransmitter transmembrane transporter activity; L-glutamate transmembrane transporter activity. The record is from RefSeq and is a predicted model, not a curated record.
AUACACUUCCCACAUCAUAGAGACAAUACCUGUAUCGAUCGGGCGUAUCGUUUCCCCGUAGGAAUGCCUAUGACUGAUUUGAGUUGAACGCGUUGCGAUAAAGCAUCCACACAUCCACUGAAGGAUAUUAUGGAAACUGUUCAAACCCUUCGGGGUCAAAUCAUUGCGGUACCCGUGAAGGAGAAGUUGCAGAGUAAAUUCGACAGUUUCAAAGGUGCGCUUAAAAAUGCGGGUUUGCUCAAAUCAAGUGAACCCGGUUACGGGCAAAUGGCUGCAGAUGCAUCGGGAACAACCUACGACGCAGAUGGUCAAGCUGUGAUCAAAGAGCAACACACCUAUGAAGACGAUACGUGUCGAGGUCGUUGCAUGUACUAUGCUUGUUGUCGUUGCUCCAAGCGGUACUACACGGCUUGUCUGUCGAGCUUAGGAUUUUUGAUCACUUUUGGCAUACGAUGCAAUAUGAGCUGGGCCAUGCUGAGUAUGAUCGCCCGACACAAUCAGACACUGCACGAGCAGGCAAUGAGUCGCGCUCAUCAUCUUCAGCUGCGGCAUGGUGCGGAUGGUGUGGACCAUGUUGUGGAUCUAGUGGGAAUUAUAAAUGUCACGACGAAACCGGACUUCUACUGGACUGCCAAAGAAAGAGGACUUGUCGAUGGAUCUUUCUUCUUUGGCUACCUGGUCACGCAGAUUCCUGGAGGCGUGAUAGCGUCAAAGUUUGCUGCCAACAAAGUUUUUGGCGUUGCAGUCGGUGGAAGUGCGUUAAUCAACUUAUUCAUACCAUGGUCUUGUAAGGCUCACUACAUCCUGGUUAUGAUACUACGGACAAUGCAAGGCCUGGUUGAAGGAACUUCAUACCCGGCUUGCCACGGGAUAUGGCGUUUCUGGGCCCCACCACUGGAAAGGUCACGGCUUGCUACCAUUGCAUUCUGCGGUUCCUAUGCAGGAGCAGUGUUUGGCUUGUCACUUUCCGGCCUCCUCGCACAGAAUCUCGGUUGGCAGUCUCCCUUUUACUUUUACGGUAUAAGCGGAAUGUUCUGGUUCGUCUGGUGGUGGAGAGUGACCUACGAGCGACCGGCCAUACACCCAACAAUCACAGAAGCGGAGCGCGUCUACAUCGAAACAUCCAUAGGUGAUAACCCUAAUGUUUUGGAACACAAAAUCCCUAUUCCGUGGCGCCAAUUCUUUGUUUCGCUUCCUGUCUGGGCAAUCAUCGUUGCAAAUUUUGCACGGAGUUGGUCGUUCUAUUUGCUGAUCAUGAAAACGCCGAAGUACUUCAAGGAAGUCUUUGGUUACAAUAUGGCAGAGAUUGUUCAGGAUCUCGUCCUUCCUAUCCAAGUCCAUGGUGCAUGCGUGGCUGGGAUGCUUGGGUUGAUAAUCUGUACAACAGCGUUGACGGUCGUGAUUUACGAGAGUUGGUCACAUUACCUCUUUCUAAUUGAUGGAUUGUAUUUCCAGAACGAGUGUUUCCUCGGAUAUUUAUCUGUGACAGGAUUCCUGUCGGCACUACCUCACCUUGUGAUGGCGAUCAUUGUUCCCUUGGGCGGUCAGCUUGCAGAUCGACUGCGAAAAAACACACUGUCUACCACUACAGUCCGAAAGCUCUUCAACUGCGGAGGCUUUGGAAUGGAGGCUGUGUUUCUUCUAGGAGUUGGAUGUUCGAAAACAACCACAUCGGCUCUCGCCUGUCUCGUGCUGGCCGUCGGUUUCAGCGGUUUCGCCAUUUCAGGAUAUAAUGUCAACCAUUUGGAUAUCGCGCCAAGGUAUGCCAGUAUACUCAUGGGUCUGUCAAACGGUGUGGGAACGAUUUCGGGCAUGAUAUGCCCAUUGACUGCUGAACUGCUGACACAGGGAGGACGCAAAGAGGGCUGGACCAUUGUGUUUGUAAUAGCCAGUAUGGUGCAUUUUACGGGUGUUAUCUUCUACGCGAUCUUUGCCUCUGGUGAGAAGCAGCCAUGGGCAGAAGUACCAGACGAAGCUUUGUCCAACUGGCAGCCCCCGACAGAUUUACCUCCGGAUGGAGAGAAGGGGUUCGCGACACAUUUCCCAGCCCAACAUAUUAAUCGACCACUGGAGCGUGAAGAUUAUAACACAUAUGACCAAAAAGAUGGAAUGCGUGAGUAUGGAUAUGAUCAGAGCCCAGACGCGAGGACCUAUACCCCACAGAAUGCAGAUCCUUAUCAUCAAGGAUAUUAGUUUAAACUCAUUAUCGGGUCGAUUCUUCCAAACAAUCGCCUGACCCUCCUGGACCUUUGGCCUGGAUGUCUGACUUAUUUUUUAUCAAAGUCACUCCCCGCAAGUCACGGCAUAUCUAUUACUCAUUCUACUAAUACUACGCAGAAAGGUACACCGCUGAAUCCCGGAUUAGUGUUCUUUAUCAUUUCCAACAAAACUAUUGGAAGUUGACCGAGCUAACCUCCUACUUUUCUUUCGUCCCGUUGCACUUAAGCUUAUGAUAUUAACCCUCCCCCCUGAAAAUCGUCCCUAUAUUUAUCUUUUUCUCCAAUCGACAUUUUGAUUGAGUUAUACUCUGUUAUGUUAUAC